Fusarium keratoplasticum is the source of this 9474-nucleotide messenger RNA. RefSeq names its product Carrier domain-containing protein. The record is from RefSeq and is a predicted model, not a curated record. Gene Ontology annotation, molecular function: phosphopantetheine binding; oxidoreductase activity; fatty acid synthase activity. Bases 1 to 9474 code for a protein of 3157 amino acids. Gene Ontology annotation, biological process: secondary metabolite biosynthetic process; fatty acid biosynthetic process. NCBI's taxonomy places the organism in Eukaryota, Fungi, Ascomycota, Sordariomycetes, Hypocreales, Nectriaceae. The transcript is spliced from 8 exons.
AUGCCUUCUACUUGUCCACAAACCCCUAUCCCCAUUGCCAUUAUUGGCAUGGGCUGCAGACUACCCGGAGGUGCCGACAGCCCCUCAAAGCUCUGGGACCUCCUCUCCAACGACCGCACAGCCUGGCAAGAUGUUCCACCAGAUCGUUGGAACUGGGAAUCCUUUCACCACCCUUACUCAGAUUCCCAGGAGGGCCACAAUCAACGUGGUGGUCACUUCAUCCAACAAGACAUUGGCGCCUGGGAUGCCAAGUUCUUUGGAGUCUCCCCCAAUGAAGCAAAAGCCAUUGAUCCUCAGCAACGUAUCCUCCUUGAGACUUCAUACGAGGCUCUCGAGAAUGCUGGUAUCCCACUUGACAGCAUCCGUGGAUCUGACACGGCUGUUUACGUCGCGACGUUUAGUCAAGAUUGGGAGACGAUGAUGAUGAAGGACACACACAAUCUGGCCAAGUAUCACGUAACAGGAACUCACAAGGCCAUCGUGGCCAACCGCAUUUCAUACCUCUUUGAUUUCAAGGGUCCUUCACUUUCCUUGGAUACAGCGUGCUCUGGAGGUCUAGUGGCGCUUCACCAGGCUUGCCAGGGUCUUCGAAAUCGAGAAUCGAAAAUUGCACUUGUUGGAGGAACCAAUCUCAUUCUAUCUCCGGAGUUUAUGUUUGGAAUGAGCUUUCUCAAUAUGCUUAAUGAUGACGGCAAGAGCUACUCAUUUGAUGAGCGUGGCUCUGGUUAUGGAAGAGGAGAAGGCGUUGCUACCCUUGUCCUCAAGCGUCUUGAUGACGCUCUUGAAGAUGGCGACCCAAUCCGUGCCGUGAUCCGUAACACGGGUGUUAAUCAGGACGGCAAGACAAACGGCAUCACAUACCCAAGCGCAGAGUCUCAAGAGAUGCUCACAAGAGCCGUCUACCAUCAAGUUGGGCUUGACCCCAAAGAGACGGCUUACGUGGAGGCUCACGGCACGGGCACGAUUGCCGGGGACAAGAUUGAACUUGGCGCCAUUCAAAAGGUGUUUUGUCCCAAUAGGAACUCGGAGCUCUAUGUUGGCAGCGUCAAGGCGAACAUGGGACAUCUGGAGUGUACCAGUGGACUUGCGGCAGUCAUCAAGACUGCCUUGAUCCUUGAGAAGGGGUACAUCCCUUCCGUGCCGAGCUUGGUCAACUUGAAGAAGAGUUUACGGGAUAUUGACAAAUAUGGAAUCAAGAUACCGCAACAACUUCAACCGUGGCCAUCAAACGCCAUCCGCAGAGCCUCGGUCCAGAAUUUCGGCUUUGGUGGGACCAACGCUCACGUCAUUCUCGAGGCCUUGGACGCCUCAACUCGAACGAAUGGGGAGGCUCAUACCAACGGCGUCAACCAUAUGGAGAAGCGUUCGGCGCCCCCUCGACUUUUUGUCUUCUCUGCCAAGUCGAAAGACUGUCUGCGUUCGAACCUCAGCGAGCUCCAGAAGUGGGUGAGCCCACGUCAAGACACGCUCGAUCUUGGUGAUCUUGCCCAUACACUGGCCGCUCGCAGAAGCCUCAUGGCUUGGAGAGCUAGCUACGUUGCCUCAUCGGCAGAAGACUUGACUUCCUCCCUCGAACGUCUAUCCUUGACAAGAUCCUCGAGACACCCGCCGGUUGUCUUUCUCUUUACUGGCCAGGGAGCUCAAUGGUUUGCCAUGGGCCGCGAGCUACUGCAGGCCACCAACCCGUCUGUCUUUCGAGACUCUAUCUUCAAGUCUGACGAGAUCUUGAAGUCUCUUGGCCUCACAUGGAGCCUGGUUGAAGAACUCCAACGAGACAAGGCCUCUUCGCAGAUCGACAAGAGCGAGUUUGCGCAGCCAGCUAGCACGGCAAUCCAGGUUGCCCUUGUUGAUUUUUUGAAACAUCUUGGCAUCCUACCUGAGGCUGUUGUCGGUCACUCAAGUGGAGAGAUCGCAGCAGCCUAUGCGGCUGGGGCUUUGACCCAGCAAGAAGCUUUGACUGUCUCGUUCUGUCGAAGCCAGAUUGCUUCCUGGUGUCAUGAGAUGAUUCCCACGCGAGGUGCCAUGCUUGCGGCUGGACUAGGUGAAGCUUCCAUCUUGCCUUACAUCCAACAGGUUCCCUACUCGCGUGGAAUCGUGUCGGUUGCGUGCAUCAAUAGUCCAGUUAGCACGACCUUGACUGGCGACAAGGAGGCAGUUGAGUAUCUGCAAAAGUUGCUAGAAAAGGCCUCUGUUUUCAACAGGCUUCUCAAGGUUGACACAGCUUAUCAUAGCCACCACAUGAGGACGGUGGCUCCCAGAUAUCUCGACGCACUUGGUGAAGUUCGCGGAACCACCCUGUCAUCGACUGGAGUCCGCUUCUUUUCUUCCGUCACCACUAUGGAAAAGACGUUCGGGUUUGGGUCCGAAUACUGGGUCAAGAACCUCGUGUCGCAAGUUCGAUUUAGUGAAGCCCUCGAAAGUCUCUGUCGUUGCCUCCGCCAGGAGAACUCGGGCAUCAUGAAUCCCGUCUUCAUCGAGAUUGGUCCUCAUGCAGCUCUCAAGGGUCCGUUCGGACAGACCCUCAAGGCUCUGAAUUUGGCCAACUUUGACUACGAGUACACGUCAGCGCUGGUUCGUCUUCAAGAUGCCCGUCAGUCCGUUCUUUCUGCGGUCGGAAAGCUGUUCGAACUGGGCUACCCUGUGAAUGUCGAUACUGCCAACUCUCUCGGGUCGCCCUCGCUCCCCGCCAAGGUCAUCUCAGAUCUGCCUACUUACUGCUGGGACCAUUCAGCCAAAUACUGGCACGAAUCUCGACUCAGCAAGGAGUAUCGGCUGCGUCAGCAUCCCUACCAUGACCUUCUGGGUCUGAGAGUAAUCAGCGGCAACUCGAUUGAUCCCACUUGGCGACAAAUUCUCGGCGUUGAUCGUCAGCCAUGGCUCGCCGACCACGUUAUUGAUGGCUUCAAGAUCUUUCCGGGAUCAGGCUAUGUCUGCAUGGCCAUUCAAGCAGCAUGGCAACUUGCCGAGGACACCAAGAAAGCCGACAAGGUCAGUCACAUCAGACUGAAAAAUGUCCGCUUCAUCAAGGCCCUCGUGAUCCCGGAUAGCCUGGACACUGUUGAAGUCCAAAUCAUUCUCCGCCGAGGCCCCUCAACCUGGCGUGAGUUUGUUGUUGCGGCACUUUCCGCAGAGGGACAGUGGUCUGAGCACUGCCGAGGUCUAGUCACGGCUGAGUACGGCUCCCAAGAAAACGAAGUAGAGGGCACUCGAGAGGCGGACAUCGCUUCAGAUAUACGGGCCCAGUGGGUGCAAAACGCUCGCGAGUCUUGCAAGACAGAGGUCGACCAUGACACCAUCUACUCCAACCUCGAGCGAAACGGAAAUUUCUACGGUCCAACAUUUGCUGACAUUGUCCAUUUGAACCUCGGGGAUCAUGAAGCGGUCGCAACGGUCCGUGUCCCGGAUGUCCAAAGUCACAUGCCUGGUCAGUUCAUGCAGCGUCACCUCAUUCAUCCAACCACUUUGGACGCAAUCACGCAUGUCUUUCUCCCCCUCCAAGCCAUCUAUCAUAAGUCAGGAUCUGUCAUGCCCACCUCCAUCGGAGAGAUUGUUAUUUCACCGACUGUUCCAAACCAAGCCGGACGAGAACUCGAGGUCGUGGUUGGCUUGCUUGCCACUGGAGCCAAGAUUGCCGUCCUUGAAAAGGGCGAGACAGAUCUACGGGCGGAGCCAGUUGUGAGCAUGUCUAACCUGGAGACUGUGGUGAUCGGAGAGGGGCAAAAGUCGCCUGAUGAGGAUCAUGAGCGAAAUACUGUUCUUCACGUCGACUGGGAGACAGACGCCGACUUCUUCUCUGGACCAUCACUGAGACCGACGACACCACCUGGAAAGGCAGCUAUCGAUCACCAUGUCGUCCUGGCACGAGGUGCAGCUUUGCACAUCAGAUCGUGCAUCACCAACAUUUCUCGAGAUGAUGAGGGAUUUGACCCAUCAGCCCUGACGGGCUACCGAAAGCAUCUCUUCAAAUGGAUGCAGGAUUACAACUCGUCACAAGCGAGCAAGAUGCUACUAGCGGAUGUCUCCAUGAUCUCGGCUAUCGAGAUUCUCUCGUCGCUCCCGAAGCUAAGUGUGGAGGGAGAUCUCCUCUCCACAAUCGGCCCGAAUUUGAUCUCCAUCGUCAAAGGAGAAAUGGAUCCUUUGCCACUGCUCCUCGAAAAGGGCAGACUCGGCCAAGUUCAAGAAAACAUUGAGACGGGACGAAAGCUCGGAGUCCACGUCAGUCAAUAUAUUUCAUCUUAUGCGAUCAAAAGACCUCGCAUGAAGGUUUUGGAAAUUGCAUCGAGCACCGGCUACCAUACUGGUGAUAUCCUCAAGGCGUUCGAUGGGCGAAACAUACAGUCUUAUGACUUGACCGAUGUAUCGCUUUCGCUUUUGCAACAACUCAAGUCUCCCUUUGCUCAACAUGAAGGCGUCAACCUCAAGGCUCUCGACAUCAACCAAGAUCCAUUUGACCAAGGAUUUGGACCCGACUCUUACGACGUAGUGAUUGUCAACAACGUGCUGCGCAUCGCCGACUCUUUGGAUGAGGCUGUCAAUAAUGCACGCAAGCUUUUGGUUCCCGGCGGCGCUCUUGUUCUCCUCGGGAUGAGAGACCCAUCACCAACAUACGGACUCAUAUUUGGUAUGAUGGAGAGCAUGUGGUCAAGCCAACAUACUGACCAACUGCCACUCCCUUCACCAGCCGAGUGGGAGCAUGUCCUUUCAAUCAACAGCUUCAGUGGUCUUGAGCCCGCGACGAAAACGUUUGACAGAGUUGGCCAGUCCUGCUACUGCGUCAUCUCAACUGCUCUAGCUUCAACAACCCGCAAAAGAAUGCCAGUCAACAUAAUCACCAACACUGAAGGGAAACUCCUGAACUUUGCUGGCCAAUUCUCGUCAAUUCUGGCAACCAACGGCAUGGCAUCGUCCAUUUCAGGCCUCACUCAGCACAAAGUUGUCCCAGAGUCUCUGUACGUCGUUCUCGACGAGGGAUCCGAUCCACUCUUGGCCAACCCAUCCUCAGCGAGAUUCUCAGAGCUCAAGACACUUGCCCUCAAGGCCAAGUCUGUUCUCUGGGUCAGCAUGAGAGCAGACGGCGCGAACUCUUCCUCGGGGGCCGACAUGAACAUGGUGACUGGCUUCACGCGCGUGGCACGCAAAGAGAAUGAGUCGCUGAAGCUGGUUUCACUGGUCGUGAAGCAAGAUUCUCCUGCAAACCUGGACAUUCUGCGUGUCAUGCUUCGCAUCAUGGAUAUCUCUUUCUAUCAACAGAGAAGCCCUAGUUGUGAACUGGAGUACGAGUACAGCGACGGCAGAGUGCUCGUUCCCCGAGUCAGGGCGGCGGCAAAUUAUCAGCGAUGGAUUCAAAGCAAGACAGACGAGACCACGACAGAUGCCACACCUUUUAUCUCACCAGAGAGACCUCUGAGGAUGGAGAUUGCAACACCUGGGCUGUUGAGAAGCAUUCGGUUCACCGAUGAUGAGCCUCGUGGCAUCUUGGGCCCAUUCGAUGUUGAGGUCGAAGCCAAAGCUUAUGGGGUGAACCCAACGGACGUGGACACAGCUCUCGGCCAUGUCAGCGAGCAAGUCAAAGCAACAGCAGUCUCAGAGUGGGCCGGUGUAAUCACAGCUGUUGGGACUGGCCUUCGUGAUCAAUGGAAGGUCGGAGACAGAGUGUUCGGUCUCGGAGGCACGGCUCCAUUCGCGAGUAAUCCGAGCAUCCCAAACCCGACUCUUAUGCGCAAGAUUCCAUUCUCGAUGGCCUUUUCUGAAGCUGCUUCGCUCUUGACGGCGUUUGUGACGGCUUACCAUUCGCUAACUAACGUCGCAAAGCUCGAGGCUGGUCAGAGUAUCCUGAUCCACGCCGCGGACGAACCAACUGGUCAAGCUGCCAUCAUGAUGUCACAGAUGAUGGGCGUGGAGAUCUUCGCUACGGUCAAAGACUCUGAGGGGAGGACAUUGAUCAAAGACGAAUUCCACAUCUCAGAAAGUCACAUCUUCUCGAACCAAUUUUCGACCUUCAGAGAAGGAGUGAUUCGCCAGACAGCCGGAAAGGGCGUGGACGUAAUCCUCAACUCCCUUGCAGGCUCCAGAUUCGAAGACAGUUGGGCAUGCCUCGCGGGUUUUGGAACCUUUAUCGAUAUUGGAUACGGUGAUAGCCCAUUGACAAUGACGACGACUGACAAGAAUGCUGUUUUUGUGUCACUCAACUUGGGGCUCCUGGUCCAUCGUCGACCACAGGUCAUUGGAGAGGUCUUAGAUAAGGUCAUGGAGCUUUUUAGCAGUGGUCGUCUGAGUCUUGUUUCUCCGAUCAUCAGGAUGCCCAUGUCGGACAUUGAAGACGCUUUCCGACUGCACUCUAAGACCCAGGGCAAGAUUGUCUUGGAGGCUGAUGACGGAGCUCUAGUCAAAGCUACAGUUCCUCGACCGGCACCUUUGAGGCUUUCGCCAGACGCGACUUAUGUGAUUGCUGGCGGUCUGGGAAACCUCGGGUUGAAGAUUUGCCCUCUGCUGGCAUCUCACGGCGCAAAACACAUUGUGGCCUUGAGCAGGAGUGGCGCAACGAGGCACUCGGGGCACAGGGAAGCUCUGGAGAAAGAGCUUGAAGUUCUUGGUGCCAAGCUUUACCUCCCAGCGUGCGACAUCAUUGAUGGCGACAAGGUCCAGGAAGUGGCCAAGUGGUGUGCGGACAACCUACCUCCUGUCAGGGGUGUCAUUCAGUCAGCCACUGUGUUCCAGGAUGGUACAUUGGAGAACAUGGAUGCCCAGCUAUUCAACGGAGCAGUUCGUCCAAAGCGGAUCGGUACUCUCAACCUGCAUUCAGCCUUUGACAGCGAUAACCUCGACUUUUUCGUCAUGGUGUCCUCAGCCGCAGCGAUCUUAGGGACCAAAGGACAAGCCCACUACAACUCGGGCAACUCGUUCGAAGAAGGCUUUGCGAGACAGCAGCUCGCAGCUGGAUCCAGGACGCACUUUACGACAAUCAUGCCGGCGUUGAUUGGCGGUUCUGACGCUGAUACGACUGGUCCAGAGCGGAGACAGAUGCUCUUUAGACAGGGAGCUACUAUUGUGGAGUUUGACGAGGUCAUCUCCAUGAUUGAGUACGCGGUUGGCACGCAGGCUCCUCGUGAUGGGUAUUCGCAGUUGAUUGUCGGUAUUGAUCCCAAUGCGAUUCCCAACGACGGCACAUACAAUUACCCAUUCUUCACCGAUAUCCUUCAGACCAAAGACGUCACGUCAACUGAGGAUGAAACACAACAAGCACCCGCAACUCUCAAUCAGAAGCUCGCAGCUGCCAACACUCUCCAGGAGACUCAUGACGUGGUCUCUGAAGCCGUAGCGACAAAGAUCCGGGAACUCAUCGCCAUUGGCCCGGAUGACAUGAGGUUGGACGUACCUCUUCCUGAUCUAGGCAUCGACUCGCUUGUUGCGAUUGAGAUCAAGAAUUGGAUCGGUAGAGAAUUUGAAGCACCGUUGCAGACGUCUCAGGUUUUGGAUGCUACAAGCAUCAUUACCCUGACUGACACAAUCUUACAAACGUCCAAACGCAUCGGCAAGAACAAGAUGGAUGACACCAGCAAGGCAGUCAGCGAUACUCCAACCACCAACGGCUCAACCACCCAUGGAACCGCCAGCAAUGGUACAGCCACCAGCGGACCCACCAUCAACGGGUCAAGCUCAGUUGAGAAGUCGAACAAGAGCCAAGAGUUGGUGCAAGUAAACAGUCGUCCCAAGCACGGCUUUGACUGUUGUUCCGCAUCCGAGGAACUGCCCAUCCUGCCUCUGCUCGAUCUUGACACGGUUCUCGAUCUAUACUUCGGAGCCAUCAAGCAUCUUCUGACCCCACCGGAGCUCGAGCACAUGGUUACUUUGCUGCAGAGGCUCAGUGAGCCUGGUGGCAUGGGCAGAAAGCUCCACGCCAGACUCAUGGACCGCUUCAAUGACCCAACCAUCGACAACUGGCUCUUCAAGCCAUACCUGGAGACCAUAUUUACAGGUCGCAACUAUCCCGUGUCGCCAUUCAGUACCUUUGCCGGCAGCGAUACACUCAGCAAGUUCCCCCACCGACAAGCAGAGAGGGCGGCCAUCAUCUCUCUCGCAGCACUCGAGUUCAAGCAGAAGCUCGAGGGCGGCAGACUGGAGCCAACCGUCAUUGGUGGUCGACCCCAAUGCAUGUACCUCCACGGGUGGCUGUUCAACUCCUUCAGGGAGGCUCUUCCGGGUAUUGAUGAGAUGCGCAAGAUGCCGUCUGAGAACUACAUUGCGGUACUUAGACGCGGUCACUUGUUCAAGGUCAACCUGACAGAUGAUCAGGGACGGCACGUUCCAUUUGCGAAAUUGGAGUCUAACUUCCAGGCCAUCUUGGAUAAGGUGAAUGAUGAUUCGUGGGUUGGCAUUCUGACGGCAGAUGAACGAGACUCGUGGGCUGAGAUGCGGCAAGCUUUCAAGAACCUGAGCCCGGACAACAAACAAUAUCUCGACAUGGUUGAAGGUGCAGCAUUUGUCGUCAGUCUCGAUGACGGCACACCCACCACGCCCUUCGAGCGAAUGAGGUGCUGGCAGCUCAACGAUGGCUUCAAUCGCUGGUUUGACAAGGGCCUCAAGUUUGUCGUCUGCUCCAACGGAAUGUCUGGAUCCGUCGUCGAACACAGCAUGAUCGAUGGCAUGACAGUGAGAGAACUUUACGACGCCACUAGCUCAGCCAUUCUCAACUAUCGACGCGACGGACCAGAUACACUCGAUUCACGGAAUGGCGUGGAUGACAUUAAGUUAGACGAGUACACUUGGCAAUCUUCCCCGGCCAUCGACCAGCGCAUUAACCAUGUUCGGGCUCGAUACUUGCAGGAAACCUCCAUCAUUGGAUUCACGACCUGGGAAUGCGUCAACUUUGGUCAAGAGUAUCUGCAGCUUCACAAGGUGCCCGCCAAAGGCAUAUUUGAAACGAUGGUCCAGUUGGCAUCCAAGUACUUCCUAGGCGAGAACCAUCCCUGCUGGAGCGCCAUCUCCAUGGGUCAUGCCCACAAGGGUCGCCCCGAGAUCAUCCAAACAUACACGGCUGAGCUCAAAGCCUUUUGCGAUGCAGCCGACAAUUCUUCCAUCGAAGCUCGGAAGCGACAGACGUUGCUGUUCGCCGCUGCAAGAAGCCAUGUUGCCAAUGUCAACCGCGUGCAACAAGGCAAAGGAUAUGAACGAACAAUGUCAGCCAUGCAAACCGUUCUCAAAGACGACGAGGCGAUGCCUGAGAUCUAUAACGAUCCGACUUAUAUCAGCAUGCGACCUCACUGGCUGAUGACUGGUUCGACCGAUCUCGGAGGUUCUGGAGGUGGAGAGUUUGGCAUGGUCCUGCGGUAUCCUGAUUCAGUGUGGGUUCAGUAUGUUGUUGAUGCUGCUUCGGCCAAGUUUUCAAUCGUUACUGGAAGGGAUAGGACGCAGAGGUUCUGCGAGUGCUUGGAGAGGGCAUCCAAGUUGAUCCAUGAGCUUCUCGAGGUGGAGUGA